This is a messenger RNA of Adineta steineri, 1284 nucleotides long. The record is from the annotation of a GenBank genome assembly. Lineage: Eukaryota; Metazoa; Rotifera; Eurotatoria; Adinetida; Adinetidae.
AUGACAGAAAGACGUGCAUCAUCCGUUAGUCCAAAUGUCACAGCAUCAUCAAUAAUUAUUCCUAAAUGUGAACCAAUAGAAAAUGAUAUUAUUCAAAAUAAUAAACGUCGUCUAGGUGAACAUCUUUCUCAUGAUACAGAUACAAUUCUAUUAAAUAAACGACAAAUGGCAACAAAAAGACAUCAUCAUGCAGAUAAUAUUCAAUCAAAAUUUAUGAAUGGACGACAUGAAAGUAUCGAUGAACAACAACAACAACAACAGAAACAAACAGAAUCACAUUUUUCAUCAAAUAGUCCAAAAAUUAAUAAUCAAAAAUCAUUUUCCAAUGGUGGAAACAUUGAUCAUCAAUCUUUAUCAAAUAUUCAACCAAAACCAAGAUUUCUCGAUGGAAAUUCCGAUAAUACAAUUGUUCGACCACAAGUUUCAUCAUCACCAAUGGGUAUACCGCGUCCAGCUAAUCCAUCACGUUAUACAGCUCCUGUUCAUAUUGAUGUUGGUGGUACAAUAUUUACAUCAUCAUUAGAAACAUUAACACGUUAUCCUGAUAGUCGUUUAUCAAAAUUAUUCAAUGGUACAAUACCAAUUGUAUUAGAUACACUUAAACAACAUUAUUUUAUUGAUCGUGAUGGUAAACUUUUUCGAUAUAUAUUAAAUUUUAUGCGUUAUGGUACACUAGCAUUACCAGAUUAUUUUACUGAACUACCAGCUUUACUUGAAGAAGCUCGAUAUUUUGAAUUAACACCAUUAAUUAAUGCUAUUGAAGAACGAUUAAAUCAUCGUAAAUCAUCAACAAAUAUGGAUUAUUUUACACUAAAGAAUACUACUACUACUACAACAACUAAUAAUAAUAAUAAUAAUAAUAAACAACAAGUAUCAAAUAAUAAUGAUGUACUAUCAUUAAAUAUAAAUCAAGAUCGUGUAUUAAUUAGUGGAAAUAUAACACUUAUACAUGAUCUAUUUCCAGAAAUUCAAGAACAACAACAACAACAAACAACAACAUUACAUGCACAUGUUGAAAGAAAUCAAUUUAUACGUUUUACAUUAGAUGCUUUUAUAAAUUUAACACAAUUAGAAAUUUUUCAACGUUUAUUUAAUUCACAAUUUCUUAUUGUUGCCUCAACAUGUGGUACAAGUAUUGAUACAAUGACACAAUUUAGUGAAUAUAUAUUUUCAAGGAUAAAAUCAAAUCAUUUAUCAUUAUUAUCAAAAAAAUCUAUUCGAAAUACAUGUGAAAAUGGUAUUACUGUUGAUGAUAAUGAUGAAGAAGAAGAAACAUAUGAUUAA